This is a messenger RNA of Dryobates pubescens (Downy woodpecker), 8856 nucleotides long. It is a transcript of the gene NOTCH2, whose product is annotated as notch receptor 2. Gene Ontology annotation, molecular function: calcium ion binding; Notch binding; signaling receptor activity. The record is from RefSeq and is a predicted model, not a curated record. Bases 60 to 7421 code for a protein of 2453 amino acids. Lineage: Eukaryota; Metazoa; Chordata; Aves; Piciformes; Picidae. Gene Ontology annotation, biological process: regulation of DNA-templated transcription; cell differentiation; regulation of developmental process. The transcript is spliced from 33 exons. Gene Ontology annotation, cellular component: membrane; signaling receptor complex.
GGGGGCGGUGCGUCUCGCCGUCUCCCUCCGCGCGGGGCGGCCGCAGGCGCCAUCGGCGGAUGGCAGAUCCUUCCGCCUUGCCUCGCGUCGUGCCAGUGGCGGCGGCGGGAGCGGCCGUGGCCAUGGCCCGCGGAGCGGGGCCAGCGCUCGCCGCAGUCCUCGGUCUGGUGCUGACCGUGCUCAGCCGCGCCGAGCCCGCGGCCGCUUUGCAGUGUAUGGAUGAGUCCAAGCCAUGUGUUAACGAGGGGAAGUGCAUUCCGUAUCAGAAUGGUACAGGCUAUUGCAAGUGUCGAGAAGGCUUUCUUGGAGACUACUGUCAGUACCGAAACCCCUGUGAAAGCAGCACCUGUAAGAACGGGGGAACGUGCGAGAUGGCGCCCCUGAUCGGGAAGCCCACCUGCAAGUGUGCUCCGGGCUUCACGGGAGAGGAGUGCCAGUACUCGGAGUCACACCUCUGCUACGUGUCCCAGCCGUGCCUGAACAGGGGCACUUGUUAUCCCCACAGCCAGGACACCUACGAGUGCGUCUGUCCUCCGGGUUACACAGGAAAGGAUUGCCAGUGGAUCGAUGCCUGUACAUCUCAGCCUUGUGCCAAUGGCAGCACAUGUACUGUAUCUGGAAACAAGUUCUCCUGCAUCUGCCUGCCUGGCUACACGGGGCAGAAGUGUGAGAUAGAUGUGAAUGAAUGUGCCACAGGAGGGCUUUGCCAGCACGGUGGCACCUGCGUUAAUCUGCCCGGCUCCUACCGCUGCCAGUGCAAGCCAGGCUACACAGGGCAGCGCUGUGAGAGCGUCUAUGUGCCCUGCUCCCCCUCACCCUGCAUGAAUGGAGGCACUUGUCACCAAACCAGUGACUUCAGCUUCGAGUGCAACUGCCUGCCAGGUUUCGAGGGAACCAUCUGUGGGCACAACGUGGACGACUGCCCGAACCACAACUGCCAGAACGGGGGCGUGUGCGUGGACGGCGUCAACACCUACAACUGCCGCUGCCCGCCCCAGUGGACAGGCCAGUUCUGCACCGAGGAUGUUGAUGAAUGUCAGCUCCAGCCCAAUGCUUGUCAAAAUGGAGGUACCUGCACCAACCACAACGGGGGCUAUGCCUGUGUGUGUGUCAAUGGCUGGAGUGGGGACGACUGCAGCAAGAACAUUGACGACUGCUUCACUGCCUCCUGUGCCAAUGGGUCUACCUGCAUCGAUCGAGUGGCCUCUUUCUCCUGCAUUUGCCCAGAAGGAAAAGCAGGUCUCCUGUGCCACUUGGAUGAUGCCUGUGUGAGCAAUCCCUGCCAGAAGGGUGCUCUGUGUGACACCAAUCCCGUGAAUGGGCACUACAUCUGCACCUGUCCUCAAGGCCAUAAGGGAGCAGACUGCACUGAGGACGUGGAUGAGUGUGCCAUGGCAAACAGCAAUCCAUGUGAGCAUGCUGGGAAAUGUGUGAACACAGAAGGCUCUUUCCACUGUGAGUGUCUGAAGGGCUACACAGGACCUCGCUGUGAGAUGGACAUCAACGAGUGCCACUCGAACCCGUGCCAGAACGAUGCCACCUGUCUGGAUAAAAUUGGAGGAUUCACAUGUCUCUGCAUGCCAGGUUUUAAGGGUGUUCACUGUGAGGAAGACAUCGAUGAGUGCCUGAGCAACCCCUGUGUGAACAAUGGAGAGUGUCUUGAUAAAGUCAAUCGCUUCCUCUGUGUUUGUCCUCCUGGAUUCAGUGGUGCUGUGUGUCAGAUUGAUAUAGAUGACUGCUCCAGCACGCCGUGUCUCAAUGGAGCCAAGUGUAUCGACCAUCCCAAUGGCUAUGAGUGCCAGUGUGCCACAGGUUUUACUGGCCCUCUGUGUGAGGAGAACAUCAACAACUGCGACCCUGAUCCUUGCCACCACGGGGACUGUCAAGAUGGGAUUGAUUCCUACACGUGCAUAUGCAACCCUGGCUACAUGGGUGCCAUCUGCAGCGAGCAGAUAGAUGAAUGCCACAGCAAUCCUUGCCUCCACCAAGGGCGCUGCAUUGAUUUGGUGAAUGGCUACCAGUGCAACUGCUUGCUGGGCACUUCAGGAGUAAACUGUGAAAAUAACUUUGAUGACUGUGCAAGUAACCCAUGCAUCCACGGGGACUGCAUCGACGGCAUCAACCGCUACAACUGUGCCUGCAAGCCCGGAUUCACAGGCCCACGGUGUAACGUGGACAUCGAUGAGUGCACGUCCAGCCCCUGCCACAACGGAGGAACCUGCAUCAAUGAAGUCAAUGGCUUCCGGUGUGUGUGCCCUGAAGGUUACCAUCACCCUCACUGCCAGGCACAGGCAGAUGGCUGCCUCAGCAACCCCUGUGUGCAUGGCAACUGCACACACAUUGCCACUGGGUACAAGUGUGUCUGUGACCCAGGCUGGAUAGGAGAUUACUGCUCAGCAGAGAGGAAUGAAUGUAAGUCCAACCCGUGCCAGAACGGAGGAAGCUGUGAGGAUCUGUUGAAUGGAUACAGAUGCACCUGUAGGAAAGGAUUCAAAGGUGUGAACUGCCAGGUGGUGGUUGCUCCUUGCUCCCCAGAUCCUUGUGAGAACUCAGGAAUUUGCCAAGAAUCUCCUGACUCAGAAGGCUACACCUGCCAGUGUGCCCCAGGCUGGGAAGGGGAGAGAUGCACUGUGGAUAUUGAUGAAUGUCUCUCCAAGCCCUGCAAAAAUCAUGCUCUGUGCCAUAAUAUUCAAGGCAGUUACCUGUGUGAAUGUCAGCCAGGCUUCACUGGAGGAGACUGUGACACUAACAUUGAUGACUGCCUCUCAAAUCCCUGCCAGAACGGAGCUUCCUGUGUGGAUGGGAUAAACUCCUUCUCAUGCAUCUGCCUGCCUGGAUUUCAUGGGGACAAAUGUCAGACAGAUACCAAUGAAUGCCUGAGCGAGCCGUGCAGGAAUGGGGGCACCUGCACCCACUACGUCAACAGCUACACCUGCAAGUGUCAGCCUGGCUUCGAGGGGACCAACUGUGAGAACAACAUCGAUGAGUGCACUGAGAGCUCCUGUUUCAAUGGAGGUACUUGUGUGGAUGGGAUCAAUUCCUUCACCUGCCAGUGUCCAGUGGGCUUUACUGGACCCUUCUGCCUGACAGAAAUUAAUGAGUGUGACUCCCGGCCUUGCCUGAACAAAGGCUCCUGCGUGGACAGCCUGGGCACGUACCGCUGUGUGUGUCCCCUGGGUUACACUGGGAAGAACUGCCAGACUCUGAUGGAUCUAUGCAGCAAGUCUCCUUGCAAGAAUAAAGGCACAUGUGACCAGAAGGGAGCCCAGACUCGCUGUAUCUGUCCAUCUGGCUGGACUGGUGCUUACUGUGAUGUGCCCAAUGUCUCCUGUCAAGUGGCAGCUUCACAAAGGGGUGUCGCAGUGGACCAGUUGUGCCAGCACUCUGGUCAUUGCCUCAACGUUGGAAACACACACCACUGUCAGUGCCAGGUGGGUUACACUGGCAGUUACUGUGAGGUGCAGCUGAAUGAGUGUGACUCCAGCCCCUGCCAGAACGGUGCCACCUGCCGGGAUCACCUGGGAGGAUACCAGUGUGAGUGUGUGCCUGGGUACCAAGGUGUCAACUGUGAAUAUGAAGUGAAUGAGUGCCAGUUUCAGCCCUGCCAGAACGGAGGAACGUGUAUAGACCUCGUCAGCCAUUUCAAGUGCUCCUGUCCACCAGGAACUCGGGGCCGCCUGUGCGAGGAGAACGUAGACGACUGCGCGCCGGAGCCGGGGGCGCCGCGCUGCUUCAACGGGGGGCAGUGCCUGGACCAGAUCGGGGGCUACAGCUGCCUGUGCCUGCCCGGCUUCGCCGGCGAGCGCUGCGAGGGAGACAUCAACGAGUGCCUCUCCAACCCCUGCAACCCCCGAGGCAGCCUGGACUGCGUCCAGCUGAUCAAUGACUACAUCUGCGUCUGCCGCAGUGCUUUCACCGGCCGUCACUGUGAGAGCGUCAUCGACGUGUGUCCGCGGAAGCCCUGCCAGAACGGAGGCAGCUGCGCCGUGGCCAGCAACAUGCCCGAGGGCUUCAUCUGCCAGUGUCCCCCGGGCUAUUCUGGAGCAAAAUGUGAGUUCAGCAGCCACAGCACUUGUGGGCAAGUGAAAUGCAAGAAAGGGGAGCAGUGCAUCCAGACAUCUUCUGGUCCACGGUGCUAUUGCCCCAAGCUGUCUGUGGGAGAGGAAUGCCAGACAAACACGGCUUGUGCCAGUGCCCCCUGCCAGAACGGGGGAAGCUGCCACCCUCAUUCUCAGCCUCCUUACUAUUACUGUCAGUGCCCCAUUCACACCCAAGGCAGCCAGUGCGAGCAGCCUGUAACGUUCAGCCCGGAGCCCCGAGGCUGUUUGGAUUCCCACUGUGCAGAGAAGGCGAAAGAUGGCUAUUGUGAUGAGGACUGCAACACUCAUGCCUGCCAGUGGGAUGGAGGUGACUGCUCCCUGACAAUGGAAGAUCCUUGGGCCAACUGCUCCUCCUCGCUGCGCUGCUGGAUGCUUUUCAAUGGGCAGUGCGAUGAGUUCUGCAACACCCCCGAGUGCCUGUUCGACAACUUUGAGUGUCAGCAAAGCAGCAGAACGUGCAAGUAUGACAAGUACUGUGCAGAUCACUACGCAGACGGCCGCUGCGACCAGGGCUGCAACAGUGAGGAGUGCGGCUGGGACGGCCUGGACUGUGCCGGCGACAAAGCUGAGAAGCUGGCGGAGGGCACCCUGAUCAUCGUGGUCCUGAUGCCCCCUGACGAGCUGCUGGAGGACGUCCGCAGCUUCCUGCGCACCUUGGGAACUCUCCUGCACACCAACCUGAGGAUCAAGCUGGACUCCCAGGGAAACCCCAUGGUGUUCCCAUACUACGGGGAGAAGUCGGCGGCGCGGAGCCGGCGGUCGCUGGUGCUGGUUCGCAAGCACAGGGAGCUGGAGCAGGAGGUCAUUGGCACCAGGGUGUUCCUGGAGAUUGACAACCGUCAGUGUGCAGAGGAUUCGGAGCAAUGCUUUCACAACACAGAAGCUGCUGCAGCUCUCCUAGCUGCUCAGGCCAUCAAGGGCAUGUUGCCCUAUCCUUUUGUGUCUGUCCAGAGUGAACCCCUGCUGCCACCAAAGACCCAGCUGCUCUACCUCCUUGCUGUGGCAGCUUUGAUCAUCCUCUUGAUCCUCCUGCUGGGCGUGAUGAUGGCAAAGCGUAAGCGCAAGCACGGCUCGCUCUGGCUCCCCGAGGGCUUCAUCCUGCGCAGGGACCCCAGCAACCACAAGCGCAGAGAGCCGGUCGGGGAGGACGCCGUUGGCCUCAAAAAUCUGUCUGUCCAGAUACCAGAGGGUAACCUGGCAGAUUCUGGACCAACUGAACACUGGGCAGGUGAUGGUGGACCUCAGCCAAAGAGAGCAAAGGCUGAGGACCAGGCCUUGCUCCCAGAAGGCGACGAGCAGAUAGAUCAGCGCCAGUGGACGCAGCAGCACCUGGAGGCAGCCGACGUCUGUGGGAGCACAUCACUGGCCCUUACACCACCUCAAGCAGAUCAAGAAGUGGAUGUUCUGGAUGUCAAUGUCAGAGGGCCAGACGGCUGCACUCCGCUGAUGUUGGCAUCCCUGCGCGUGGGCGGCUCCGAUAUCAGCGAGGACGACGAGGACGCGGAGGAUUCCUCGGCAAACAUCAUAACAGAUCUGAUCUACCAAGGUGCCAACCUGCAGGCCCAAACGGACCGCACCGGGGAGAUGGCACUGCACUUGGCAGCCCGCUACUCGAGAGCAGACGCCGCCAAGCGCCUGCUGGACGCCGGCGCCGAUGCCAACGCGCGGGACAACAUGGGGCGCACCCCGCUGCACGCCGCCGUGGCUGCUGACGCCCAGGGCGUCUUCCAGAUCCUGAUCCGCAACAGGGUGACAGACCUGGACGCUCGGAUGAACGACGGCACGACGCCGCUGAUCCUGGCCGCGCGCCUGGCGGUGGAGGGCAUGGUGGCCGAGCUCAUCAACUGCCAGGCAGAUGUGAACGCUGUGGAUGACCACGGUAAAUCUGCUCUUCACUGGGCUGCUGCUGUCAACAACGUGGAAGCAACAUUAGUGCUGCUGAAAAACGGAGCCAACAGAGACAUGCAGGAUAACAAGGAGGAGACCCCCCUGUUCCUGGCUGCUCGGGAAGGCAGCUUCGAAGCAGCGAAAAUCUUGCUGGACCAUUUUGCCAACCGAGACAUCACAGACCACAUGGACCGCCUGCCCCGGGACGUGGCCCAGGACCGCAUGCACCACGACAUAGUGCAGCUGCUCAACGAGUACAACGUGGCGCACAGCCCCGCCGGGCACCCCGGCGCCAUGCUCAACUCUGCCCUCUCCCCAGUCAUCUGCGGCCCCAACAGGUCCUUCCUCAACCUGAAGCACGCGUCCCUGAGCAAGAAGUCACGGAAGCCCAACGCCAAAGGCAUCGUGCCCACGAACCUCACCAAAGACGCCAAGAGGAGGAGGAAGAAGUCCCUGAGUGAGAGCAAAGGGCAGUUCUCGGAGAGCUCCGUGACCCUGUCCCCGGUGGACUCCCUGGAGUCGCCCCACGCCUUCGCGUCCGAGCCCACCUCCUCCCCGGUGAUGCCGUCGCCGGGGGUGCUGCACUCGUCGCCCGGCUCGCUGCUGAGCGCGGCGCCGGCACCGGCCGCGCACGCCCUGUCCUUCCCCAACCUGCACGAGAUGCAGCCCCUGGGGCGCGGGGCCGGCGCGGUGCUGCCCUCGGUCAGCCAGCUGCUGUCGCAGCACAGAACCACCCCUCCCGGCGGCGGGCUGGGCAGGCUGCGGCCGGCCAACGUGGCGGCCGAGUGGAUGAACCGCGUGGAGGUGGGAGAGGCCCAGUACAGCGAGAUGUUCGGCGUGGUGCCGCAGGUGGUGCACCCCCACCCCAGCCUGCCCCAGCAGAGCGGCCUGCUGCAGGCGGAUGCCAAGCACAUGGCGGUGUCCCGGGAGUCUCUGCCCCCCAUCAUGACUUUCCAGCUGGUUCCCAAGGGCGGCAUAAGCCAGCAAGCGCUGCCGCAGCAGGCCCAGCCCAACUGCGCUCAGAACGUGGCCGGGCCCCUUAGCUCCAUGUACCAGAUCCCGGAUAUAGCUCAGCUGCCCAGCGCCUCCUUCUCCGUGGCUGCCAUCCCUCAGCAGGACGGGCAGGUGGCUCAGACGGUGCUGCCGGCCUACCACCAGUUCCAGAGCUCGAUGGGCAAGUACCCCACGCCGCCCUCGCAGCACAGCUGCUACUCCUCGGCCACGGAACGGACUCCUAGCCACAACCGGCACUUACAGGGGGAGCACCCGUACCUGACUCCGUCGCCCGAGUCGCCGGACCAGUGGUCAAGCUCUUCCCCACACUCUGCCUCCGACUGGUCUGACGUGGCCACCAGCCCCGGCAACAACCAGCGCGGGCCGGCGGCCCCCCACAUGCCGGAGCAGCAGCGGAGCAACAUGCAGGUGUACGCCUGAGGGCUGGCCGAGGGGAAGCUCGGCUAAAACGGACUCCAGAACUCAUGAAGGUCUUCCAGGACGGAAAUGAAGAACCAAUUUAGUAGCCAAGAGUCUUAAUGAGCCCAGGCUGCUCUUUCCUCGGAGGGACUGUGGUCGCUGUGGGCUUCUCUGCCUUUCUGCUAAACAGAACUGUAGAAGCUGGUGAUGGAAAAGACCACCUGGGUCACUUCUAACCACCUGCCACGCACCUUGGGGGUGACUGCUGUCUGCACUGGACUCUCCAGUCUGCCUGUACACAUCUUCCACCGCUUCUCUGGAGACAGCUCUUCAGCUUAGUGCAUUCACGGUCCUUGCUCCAGAAACUUAGCCAAAACCAGCUUUGUAUCCUUACUUUGUUACUCCUUUUGUUACUCACCUAACCUCUCUCUGAAGCACCUUCUACUAGUUCUCCUUGAGUUCAAGUUGCCUUGACACAGCUCAGAGCUGCACCCCCGUUCCCAGACUGCUGCUCCCUGUGGCCACUCUUGCUCAGCAAGCCAGCCAGACUCCCCCAGACACCUGCAGGUCGAGUGACACCUCCUGUCACGCAGCUGCAUCCUCUCCUCUUCCAGAGCCCUUGUACAAACCCACUAACACCCCUUAGCCUUCUCACUGCCUGCUCCCCAGGUAUUAGGAGAUGAUAUAUGCAUAUAAUCUACUCUUAGGUCUUUUUUCCCACACCCCCUCUCCCAAAACCCCCUGGUCUGACCUUGUCCUCCCCAGGUGGCCUGUGGGCACAUCUCUCCCAUGUUACCACGCUGUAUGUCUUCCCUGAGACACACCUGACCCUUCUGACACACUACCCUCCCCGUGCCCCUGUCCUCUGCCAGGUGUGCCCAUGGACUGCCUUCACAGGCUCUGCUGAUGGAAGAGACACAAGCCUCUUGGGAAGCUGUUGGGAUGAGCCUCAGUGUUUCAAGCCCUGCUAAUCCAAGGUCCCAGCGUUCUUGCACAGUACUCCCCUCCCCUCCAUCCAAGGGUGGCUGUGUCCAGUCCUCCAGAUACCAUAUGCUGCCUCUUUACCUUCUUAUCAAACAGUGUGGAGGAUGUUGUUACAUGUUUGCAGUGUGUGUCCUCCUGGGACAGGAAUGGUGUCCAGCCCUGUGAAAAGUGCCUUUUGCUUCAGCCCUGGGGAAGGGCUGCCUUGGCCUCCCCUCCCAGCAGGGAUGGCCGCAGCACUGGCUCCUGAGCAGGCUUCCGGCAGCGGCGUGCCUGAAGCCAGGAGCUGGACUUGAGCAGCAGAGCAGAUAUCUCAGCUACUGUCUCUGAUAUCUCAGAAACUGUUGCCUGAUGCAGUUUGGUGAAGAGGCUUGGGGCUGUCCUGUGCGCUCAGCUUCAGCCCAUCUCAAGGUCUGCCAGCUGAGGUGCCCCACAUGCCCUGUGGGACAGCAGUGCCCUUGGUGCUGCGGCUCCC